This is a messenger RNA of Linnemannia hyalina, 1953 nucleotides long. Lineage: Eukaryota; Fungi; Mortierellomycota; Mortierellomycetes; Mortierellales; Mortierellaceae. The record is from the annotation of a GenBank genome assembly.
AUGGUUUUGCCCAAACCCGAAACACCAAUUCCAGCCAUCGCCUCAACACCAACUAUCGACACUGCCACUGCGCCGCCAACACCGCACCGAGUCCUCAGUAUCCCAGAACUGUUGGCCCACAUCUUUGCCUUCCUCUCCCCUUAUGCCGUCAUCCAAUACGCAAGUCUGGUCUGUCACGACUGGCUCGACGUCUCCCGUCGGCUCUGUCCCCUUCCACCCGUUGUCGCCACCUGGUCGGCCAACCUAGGGCGCGGGGAGCGUCUGGAGCUGUUGACAAAAAUCUUGCCGGAUGCAAAGGUGUUGCGUAUCGUCUCGUCGAAACCAUAUAUGACGCUGGUGAGGAAAAGUUUCCAUGGCAACGACGGUGUCUGGCAAGAGCUCUUCAAUCAAGUUCAGAAUGUUUCCGAGGGCAGCGGGUUGGCAAAGAUAUCUCGACUGGUGUUUGAAGGCUACCAGCCAACGGAAACACGUGUCCAGGCACGGAUGGAGUCGCUGUUCAAAUGUUCAGUUCCUUUUGCGAGCAGGCUUCAGGAGGUUAGGAUCGAGAACCUGUCAAAGUCCAGUCAGACCUCGUUCGAGCUGGAUUUCAUUCUGGAUGCCUGUCCAAUGCUGAGGGAGCUGUCACUUGCGGGACGGACUAAUGAAGCCGCUGUGCAGGUGGUGCUGUCAAAGGACCAUACGCUUUGGACCCGGACUGCUUCUGACCGACCGCUGGCUCUGCAGAGUUUGACGAUGAAGGACAUCCUGGUCUCACAGCUGCUCUUGGAUACCGUGACCGGCGCCAGUCCAGAUCUGGUCAAGCUGGAGCUCUUCUCGCUGUAUCUUGGAAGGCUCAAUGCAAAAACAGGAAAGGUCAAUGCUGAACCCUUACGUCGGAUCGCGUUCCUUCACCACAUUGGGCAGUCCUGUCCACGACUCGAGUUUGUCCAGGUCAGCUUUUGCGGGACUAAUUAUCUCGCGAACGAGAUGAACGUUUUCAGGAGCACGUUUGUGUCGGUGCCCAAUUGGUCUUUUAGCAGGGGCGACUUAUUCAACGAUAGCUUGAUGGACUUCUUGCUCCCUCGCGGGCCGGCUGAAAUCCAAGUGGCUGCCCUGAGCUGUUUACGGGGUCUCGAGAUUCACAAGGAGGGCAAUUCUGCAGGAAUCCACAAGGCCUUACACGCGUACCUGAUCUCCCCUCUGGCAGCAACGUUGGUGCACCUCAAGAUCAUGGGCGCUAACUAUCCACUCUCUUACUUUGAGUCGGGCUUCCUGGCACCCGAGAACGCAUGGACAUGCAAGGGCCUCCAAACACUCCAUUUACUCUCCCACCACGAAAGUGAUGUGCUAUCCCCUAACGGUGUCUCUCAAGGUCCCGCCAACCUAUGGCUCUCUCGCCACAUCUUUAUCGGACUCACGGGGGCGUUCUUGAAGAUGAAGGAUCUACGAAUCGACUGUCCGAAUAUCGACUUUUCUCUCGAGGGAGGGAUGUGCCUUUUGCGACGAAUGUCUGACCUCGAACGACUCCGUGUCAAGUCCAUGCGCGAGGGACAAUUCACAGAACGUGACCUAGCCUGGUUACACCCCGACCCGACACCCAUGCAACGCGCCCUGAAUGCCAAGAUCCUAGCAGGAAUCCAGGAUCAGAUCCGGAUAUAUCGCGGUGGAAGUGGCGGUCGGGUUAUCCCCGAAAGGAUGUCGCGCGGGUACAGGCGUCGAGAGAGGGACCAGUCGAUUGCAGGAACGCUGGAGCAGGUUGCAGAUCUGCUGGAAGAGAUCCAGACGAGGGGUGUGGCGGGGCGGUGUCUGCCGUACUUGGAGUCGUUCAUUAUCGAGCAGGGAGGCCAAUGGGCUGCGAAAGUGCACGGUCCACAGCAGGCACAGACCAGGGAGAUCGUGAGGCGUAUGCAGGGCUCGUUUUUCUUUCAUUUGACCAUGGAUGGCGCCCCUGCUAAGCUUGGCGUCGGACCUUGA